AUGUCUGAGUCUGUUACCCAGCAAGCGCCCCUCGAGAGCCCGCUCGAGAAGAAGGAUGCCCUCAAUGAAGUCGACGCCCAGUCCGUGGCUUCUGAGCCAGCAGCACCGUCGCAAAGCAAGCCGCACUGGUAUCGCUCGACGUUCACUCAGGCUACCAUCUUGGGCAUGUGCUCCUUUCUCGCUCCAGGAGUCUGGGCAGCCAUGAAUUCGCUCGGCGCUGGUGGACAGUCCUCACCGGCGACGGUCAAUGCAGCCAAUGCGCUCACUUUUGUGCUGAUGAUCUUCACAUCAUGGGCGACAUCCUCCCUCAUCAACCUCACCUCGGUGCCCAUCACCCUCUCCAUUGGAACGACAGGCUUCGCAGUCUAUGCUGCGGGACUCUAUCUCUCGACAAAGACCGCUGGCACGACCACCUGGCUCGUACUGGUAGGCGCGGCAUGCUGUGGUAUCUCUGCGGGCUUCUUUUGGUCGACAGAGGGGGCCGUCAUUCUCUCGUACCCAGAAAAGGACCGGCUGGGACGCUACGUCUCCUACUGGCUUAUGUUCCGCGUCCUCGGCCAGCUGGUUGGUGGAGUCAUCAAUCUUGCGCUCAACUACAGUGCAGCUCAGGCCGGCUCGAUCUCGCUAGAGACGUACGGCGUCUUCAUUGCGCUGCAAUGCUUGGGACCCUUUGUGGCUCUGACGCUCAGUCGCCCGGAAAAGGUUCAGAGAAAGGACGGAACCAAGGUCGUACUCAACUUGGAAGGCAGCGUCAAGUCCGAGCUGAAGGCCGUGGGCAAACUGCUUUGCAGGAGGGAGGUUGCGUUGCUCCUGCCUAUGAUCUGGCAAACGACCUUUUCUGAGUCCCUCGUGGGCACCUAUGCCGCCACCUACUUCACGGUACGGUCCCGUGCCCUCGGCAGCCUGCUUUCCGCCGUCGUGGCGAGCCUGGGCAACUAUGCGCUUGGCUUCUAUCUCGACACCAAGAGAGUUUCGGUCAACAAGCGCGGGAAAAGCGCAUUCAUCUUCGUGUACGCUUGCCAAGGAGGAUGGUGGAUCUUCUCGCUCAUCGUCCUCAACAGGCUGCACAGGAACAAGCCGGCCGAGCCAUUCGACUGGGCUUCAUCCGGCUUCUCGACGCACUUUGCCCUUUACAUCAUGCUUCAGCUGGGCUUCAACCAGAUGUACGAGCUCACCUACUGGCUCGUUUCUGCGAUCAACAAGGACGGCAGCGAGAUUGUUCGUCUAGCCUCCAUUGUACGCGGCGUCGAGUCUGCAGGGCAGGCCCUGAGCUACGGCAUCAACGCAACGUCGUGGCGACUGGAUGCGGUUGCUGGGCUCAAUUUCGGGCUCUAUAGCCUCUGCCUCGCUCCGGCGUGGGUGGUGAUCCGCAAGGUUGGAGAAGGAGGGAGGUUGGCUGCGAUUGCAAGCGAGGAGGGCAAUAAGGAUGGCGAUGCAAAGGAGUAG
Messenger RNA from Jaminaea rosea, 1446 nucleotides. Its product is annotated as MFS general substrate transporter. Bases 1 to 1446 code for a protein of 481 amino acids. NCBI's taxonomy places the organism in Eukaryota, Fungi, Basidiomycota, Exobasidiomycetes, Microstromatales. Gene Ontology annotation, biological process: transmembrane transport. The record is from RefSeq and is a predicted model, not a curated record. The transcript is spliced from 4 exons. Gene Ontology annotation, molecular function: transmembrane transporter activity.